Bemisia tabaci is the source of this 2731-nucleotide messenger RNA. RefSeq lists its product as uncharacterized. Gene Ontology annotation, cellular component: nucleus. Gene Ontology annotation, molecular function: nucleic acid binding; zinc ion binding. Lineage: Eukaryota; Metazoa; Arthropoda; Insecta; Hemiptera; Aleyrodidae. The record is from RefSeq and is a predicted model, not a curated record.
UUGAGGUUAGAGUUAGACCCUUUUCUACUUACAAGUUCGAUGAAGCUCUAAGUUCAGAUUCCGGUGAAUUUGUCAAGUUAAUCACCUAUUGUAGUAAUUUUUAAGGUCCCAUCGUUUUGAGUUCGUUAUUUUCGGGGAUCUACAGUUUUUCGUUUUUACCGUACGUCACAACCAAAGAGAAUGUUCGACUGCGAAAUAUGCCGAGUGAAACUCAAUGGAGAAGUUAUCAGAGAAGCUCACCUCAAAGGAGCAAAACAUCAGAAAAAGGUAAAAGCAGCUGAAAUGCAAUCGCUAGCAGAAACCGACUCAUCAAUCAAGGUUGAGGCCAACAACGUUUAUAGCUGCAAAGUAUGUGAUAUUGUGCUCAAUUCCCAUGUGCAACUCAAAGCUCAUCUUGAUGGUUCUAAACAUCAGACCAAAGUAGCACAAGCUGGACAACCUAAAAUGAGAACUGAAUCAGGAUUACAGAUGACCCCUAUCUCAAUCUCUGCUACAGCUAAUCCAGCUCCAACUCCAAAAACAGGACCAGACGGCACUUCAAAAGCAGAGUUUUUCUGUGCGCAUUGUAAUGUUCACGCUAACUCAGAUCUUCAGUACCAGCAGCACAUGAGCUCUCAGAAGCAUCUCAACAAGGUGAAUCUGGCAGGACGAGAGGGUGCCAGAGCAGGGAGAGGCAAACCGUAUAACCGAUCUCAGUUCACGAACAAUGGCUACAGUGGUCCUGGCAACAAUGGCUACAGUGCUCCUGGUAAUAAUGGCUACAGUGCUCCUGGCAACAAUGGCUAUAAUGCCCCGGGCAAUAAUGGCUACAGUGCCCCUGGUAAGAAUAGUUACGGCGGUCCAGCCAAGCAUGCUUUCAGAGGCAAGGGGCAGCGAAAUCUCCAAAUGGGUGCUAUGAAUGGUGGCUACAGGUUUCCAUACAACUACAAUGGCGGCUAUCCGAGGAGCCGGGGAGGUGCUCAUUUCUAUCCUGCCGGAUACAAUCCAGGGAAUUUCAUCAAGGGAGGCUCUCUGCCUCCUAUGAGCACUUUUUUCCCUAAAGCUGGCGCCGUGUGAUUGAACUUACAAAAAAAAUCUGUUGAGAUGCGACCAGCUUCAUCAUGAGCCACCCAUUCCAUUUUCAAAAUGAGCUUUUGGCAAAACCAUCCUACUAACUAGAGCAAAUGCUCUCGAAUCUUUCUCCUAAAUGAAACACUCAGCUAUGGGGUGACUUGUUUUUCUUCUGUGUGGUACUCAUACAAGAAACUGUUAAGUUUGCCCAACUUCAAGAGAUGGUAUUUUAAAUACCAUUCAGAUCGUAUUGUAUCCAUCCAAUGGGCAUCCAUUAAUGUCUGACUGUGCCGAUUUCUUAAUUACGUAUUCUCAUUUUUUAUAUUUUAUUAUUCAGUAAUUUGAGUUCUCCACGGUUGCAUCCCCAAAAUUACUUGUUCCUGUAUUAUUUAGCGUGUGUAGUUGUUUAGAAUAGUCGAUUAUUUUAUACUGGAAGAACAUAUUAGACUUACUCAAGUAACUUUUGAAAGUAUUUUUAAUAGGCUAAGGAGUUAUUUUUGAGGAAGAUUUUCAGUGAAAAACGGACUUUCAUUUUAUUUCUGUUAAAUGUAGAGGGUUUUUUUUUUUUUUUUUUUUUCCGCUAACAUCGGCUUUGCAACACUAUUGAACAUCAAACUUUUCACUGUUCUGUAGCCGCAAAAAUCUCAUUAAUUCUCUACGUCAUUAAGCAGGUUUUAACUUUUGUUCAAUUUGUAGGUAUCAGACUUUUAUUUUAAAUAUUUAUAACAAGGUCUAUUUAUUUUAAAGUAUAAUUUUGGAUCAGUAAUUUCGCCAUGUAAAAGGAUGCCUCCUAAAAGUAUCCACUUCUAAAACUUUAGUGAGUGAUUUAGUUGAUCAAACAGGGUUACACUGAAUAUGUUCUCUACAUUUUUUUCACACGUUCCAAUCCUUCUCUAUCCUUUUUUCAGCCUCUUACUAUCUGUUUUUCAUUGUUCCAGAAGUAGUCUUUCCUGCUCAUUUUAUUUGUGACUCCACUAUUACUAUAAGGACUUGUCCUUGAGGUUUGAGGGAAUAUUUGUAUUUUCUUUGCCUUUUAACAUUAUAAUUCGAGUAAGGAAAUUUCCCAAAGUUUGUCUGUGUACCUAUUUUAUAGUUCGUCACUUAUGAAGUUUCAUUUUAAUUUUUCUUUUGUUGAUAAAAAAUGUCCUUGUGUGUAGAAUUCCACUCAAUGAUUUGAUUUUUCUCUACCGGCAGCAGGGUCUUUUCUCUCUCUCUCUUCUCCUAUCAGUAUUUCGAUUUUCCCUAAAAUUUCUAAAAUAAAUUUUCAUAUUAUGGUAAUGUUUAAUUGAUUUAGUUUUUUUAAGGCACUUACACGUCCUCAUGAGGUAGUUUCAUGGCUGCUGGCUGGAUGGUAACAAUACUGUCAGAGUUGUCGCACAGCAAGCGUGCCAGCCGAACUUUCCUUAUUUCUUGUAGUUGACCUAUUGAGAGAUGAACAAAUCAAAGUUUUAGAAUCAUAUUCUUUUGAGUUUAUGUGCACAAGACCUUAUAUUUUUCUACACUGCAUUGUUAAAAUAAAUAUUUGCACUUGCAAGGAUCUCUAGCGACUCAUUUUGAUCAAGUAAUGUUUUAUUCGUUUAGUGCUGUUUGAAAAGUUUAUUUAAAUGUACUACUUGUUUUUAUGACUGUGAAUCGAUUUAUAAAAUCAUGAAAAUAAAUGUUACAAUUUUCAGAUAACGUC